UUUGUAAUUUGAUUCUAAUGUUAAUGCUGACACUGCGUCUGAUAACACUGUCCCUUUCCUCUGCUGCUCGAUCGAGUUGUAGAGCGGACGUGGCGAAGUGGGGCAGCCUCAUGGGCAGUAUGAGGCCACGCCCAUGCCAGGCCAGUCUUCUGCGCCUCGCGAGCCUGUCACCACGGUGGCACGACCAGGCGCCACAGUCCUUACUUGAGCACGUGCCGGAAAGGUAUUUUUGGAAUCUCUCGUCACUCACACAACCAGUACUAUGUUUUGGAAAGCUCUGGUGGUGUCGCUCCUGACGGUGAGCUGUGAAUGUCGAACUCUGGACGGUGGGAGGGGACCCACAUCAAGUUUUAAACCUCAGCAUCCAAUGGCAGGCAUGGCUGAGAAGGGCACUCAGAAUGGCGUCGCUGUGCACGGCCUGAAUGACAUUCAUGCUAUUGGGGUGGUAAAAGAAGGCGACGAGGAGCACUCCUCGGCAGGAGCUGAAUCUUCUGCUUCCUCCACAAGCGACACUGCUGAUGGAGUGACGGAACGUACCGACGCCGACUCGCCGGGAGAUGACGAGAGCGAUGAAGAAGAGCAGCAGGAGGAGGCGGUAACUUACGAACGCGUGGAGCCAGAACCAGAGGAAGAGGAUAACACCUUCGACGAAGACAUCUUUCACGGGGAGAACGAUCUGGUGGUGAUCAUGAGGCGCAUGUACGAAUCACUCACCAAGAGACUCAACUUGCUCAAGUCUCGAGUGACGAGUGUGGAGCAGACCACCAGGGACGUGCUCGCCCGGCUGACGGUGAUGGACUGUUCAGACCUGAAGCAAGGGACAAGUACGUCAGGCAUCUACACUUUCCACAUGGACCACAUUGGAAAGAGACCAGUCACCGUAUAUUGUGACAUGGAGACAGACGGCGGAGGCUGGACGGUGGUGCAGCGUCGACGACCUCACUCCACUGUAGUAGACUUCGAUCGCGAAUGGCAUGACUACAAAAUGGGCUUCGGCAACGCCAGCAUAGAUUAUUGGGUUGGGCUGGAGAAUCUGUACAUCUGGACGAACACGAAACACUAUGAAAUCCGCAUCGACUUGUCGGACUUCGAGGGCGAGACAGCAUACGCCAAGUACAACCGUUUCUACGUGGAGGACGAGGAUAACGGAUACCGAUUACACAUCUCGGGCUACAGCGGCACGGCAGGCGACUCCUUAACGAAUGAAGGCAAACGGGACAACUUCACAGCCGACGGUAUGAUGUUCACCACCCACGACGAGGAUCACGACACGUCACACGAGAUCAACUGCGCCAAGUACUGGAAGAUCGGCGGCUGGUGGUUCAACAGGUGCUCUUGGGCCAACCUGAAUGGCCCUUACAAUGAGCCUGGAGAGGGGGACGGCAUCGGCAUCAACUGGCACAUGUGGCGCAACAAGGAGUACCUGCGCUCGUCCACCAUGAUGAUCAGGCCGUCCAGGAACCCUUGACUUCCGUCUUCAUCCCAGUGCUGGCGUAAAAUUAACAGCUAAAGUGACUAAUUGUUGUGCUAGACGCUUCUAAGUCAGAUGUUCUUUAUUUUUAAUACUGAGAGUGGUCGUGUGUAUAAGCUCCGGAAUUGUGAUUUGGUCUAUUCCCGGAGUGGUUGAAACUGCAACCAUGGGGUGAAGUGGAGAAAAAAAGUGAGAUGUGUGGGCCAGUGGGAGGUGCUCAGGAGGUACGUCACUGCCAAACGAAAAUAAAUGGAUUAAAGAAACUGUAACCAGCUUAGCCGAUAUAUUUGAGGGCUAAUUAUAUACGAACUAUAUAGCACUACAUAUUUUUAUAACUCCUUUCACGAAAGUCAUGGAAAGUAAGAAAUGAAGAUUAUAAAGCUCGUCAUGGUUCUCCUUUUUUUCUUUUAUGGACAUAGAGUAGAAUUGAACAGGUAUGAAAGAUGUGCAACUUUAAUGUCGUAAAAUCCUGAAGUACAUUUUAGAAUUAAA
Molecule: messenger RNA, 1963 nt
Organism: Eriocheir sinensis (Chinese mitten crab)
Lineage: Eukaryota; Metazoa; Arthropoda; Malacostraca; Decapoda; Varunidae
Product: techylectin-5A-like
Exons: 1
Coding region: 263-1468 (401 amino acids)
Source: RefSeq, a predicted model, not a curated record